Meriones unguiculatus (Mongolian gerbil) is the source of this 4157-nucleotide messenger RNA. It is a transcript of the gene Gpr157, whose product is annotated as G protein-coupled receptor 157. Bases 359 to 1357 code for a protein of 332 amino acids. Gene Ontology annotation, biological process: adenylate cyclase-activating G protein-coupled receptor signaling pathway; cell surface receptor signaling pathway. Gene Ontology annotation, molecular function: G protein-coupled receptor activity. Gene Ontology annotation, cellular component: plasma membrane. The record is from RefSeq and is a predicted model, not a curated record. The transcript has 4 exons. NCBI's taxonomy places the organism in Eukaryota, Metazoa, Chordata, Mammalia, Rodentia, Muridae.
GGGGAGCCCGCCGAGGCGGGGCUCCGGGGUCAGACACCGGGCUACGGAGCCUGUAGAGCUCAGGGGCGGGGCGUGCAGAGCUCAGGGGCGGGGGCUAGGGAGCUCCCGGGAGGGAGGUGGAGGGCGCAGCCUGGAAUUAGAGAGCUCAGGGGCAGGGCGUGGAGGGCGCCGGGUGAGGCGGCCCGCUGCAUAGUCGAUAGGCUGGGCGGGGCUGGACGCUGGCGGUUACCGGCGGGGACGCGAGCCCCGGGCGCCCAGAUGCCCAGACUGGGGCGACCGCGGGCUCGGCUUGGCCGCGACCUCUCGGCACUCUUGGACCUGUGCACCCUGGCCGCCUGCCCUUGGUCCCCAGCCGGCCAUGCCCUCACCCGCGCCUCCCACCGAGCUGCUGCCGUGGGAGCGCGCGGUGGUCCUGCUGUCGUGCGCGCUGUCAGCGCUGGGCUCGGGCCUCCUGGUGGCCACGCACGCCCUGUGGCCUGACCUGCGUAGCCGGGCGCGGCGCCUGCUACUCUUCCUGUCGCUAGCGGACCUGCUCUCGGCUGCCUCGUACUUCUACGGAGUGCUGCAGGACUUCACGGGCACUUCGUGGGAUUGCGUCCUUCAGGGCGCGCUCUCUACUUUCGCCAACACCAGCUCCUUCUUCUGGACGGUGGCCAUCGCCUUCUACCUGUACCUCAGCAUCGUCCGAGCUGCGCGCGGGCCCAGCACGGACCACCUAGUCUGGGCUUUUCACCUCAUCAGCUGGGGUGUCCCACUGGCCAUCACAGUGGCAGCGGUCUCUCUAAAGAAGAUAGGCUACGAUGCUUCCGAUGUGUCCGUGGGCUGGUGCUGGAUCAACCUGGAGGCUGAGGACCGCGUCCUCUGGAUGCUGCUGACCGGGAAGCUGUGGGAGAUGCUGGCUUAUGUCCUGCUGCCUCUGCUGUACCUUCUGGUCAGGAAGCACAUCAACAGGGCGCACCAGGCACUCUCCGAGUACCGGCCCAUCUGUGAGGGGCGCCAGCUGCAGCGAGGCUCCUCCACCUCCAUGGCCGACAAGAAGCUGAUCCUCAUUCCGCUCAUAUUCAUCGGCCUCCGGGUUUGGAGCACCGUGCGCUUCGUCCUGACGCUCUGUGGCUCCCCAGCCGUGCAGGCACCCGUGCUGGUCGUUCUGCACGGCAUUGGGAACACCUUCCAGGGAGGGGCCAACUGCAUCAUGUUCGUCCUCUGCACCCAGGCAGUCCGCACCAGGCUCUUCUCCCUCUGCUGCUGCGGCCGCUAUCCUCGGCCCUCCACCCAGACCCCUCCUGGGGCUCCUCCUCCCCACAAGACAGGAGGCUCUCAGGAAUCCAGGCGGACCCCAGAACUGCCCAGCACUUGAGUGGCUGGCUUUCCUCAUCGUUCUCACCGGCGCUGCCUUCCAGCACCCUGGAAGCCCCAGUAGUGAAGCUGGGACCCCGGUGAAGGAGCGGCCAUCGGUGUAGCCUUGUCUACCUCCCAGACUCUCAGGCAGGGAGUGCGGCCCUUGCACACCGCGUCCUGGUUCAGUGGGGUUUCAGCCAUGCAGGGUGCUGCCAGGGCACUGGGUCUCAGUGGACUGGGGCCACCAACGCCGUUUACAGUUUGAGGGACCCAUACCUGUGGACCCAUCCCGGGCAUGACGGACAAAUGUGUCGUGAGUCCCAGACAUCACAGCAUGGAGUCCAGGCUUGCCAGGGCAUUGAGAUUCCUAGAGAGCCUGGGGCUGCCAGCAUUGCUCGUCAGCGGAGGCUAAUAGCCUCAAACCAGGUCCCAGGUCCACUGAAGUCAUGGGAAACUCUCUUCAUUGAGCAAAACCACCCAGGCACAUGCUCACGGGUAUCUCACGGAGUCUCUGCGUGGAUCAUCAGCCCUCACUGUUUAUUACAUUUGAAUUUCAGCACAGGCCAGAGUCCAGAGUCCUCCCAUUAGUCACUCAGAGCCUUUGGGCCCCCUCCCAGCACCAGCACAGGGGUCAGCUCAGCUCAGGCCCUGUGGUGGUGUCCUAUCCCGCCUGCUGUUCCACACCCAGGGCUCUCACAGCCUGUCCUCACAGGGGUUCACACACGGCAAGGUGGGAGGGGUCUGCCUUUGCACUUUGUUUAGAUUUGUGUGUGUGUGUAGGAAAGGUGAUGGGAGAGUUAGUGAAUCGUCCAAAUCCUGAUUCCUCCCUGAAGGUAAAUGUUUUGAGAUUCAGCCUUGGGCUGGGAUGUAGCUCUUCAUAGUUUCCAGGUUGGGCAUAGCACCAAAACCAUUUUUUUUAAAUUAUUUGUGGAUUAUAGGAACUUGAUUCUGAGAUGAUUCCAUUUUAUUUUACUAUUUUUUGAGACAGGGUCUCCUUAUGUGGACAUGCUAGCCUGGAACUUGAUAUGUAGAUCGGGCUGGCUUCUAACUCAGAGAUCCACUUACCUCUGCCUCUCCUGAUAAUCAAAAUUUUAAAAAAGGUUUUGUUUUGUUUUGUGUUUUCUGUAGUAGGGCCUUGGGCCUGUUGGGCAACUUUUCUGCCACAGGGUUCUAUCCCUAGUCCUUUUGUUUUCUGUUUUGAGAUCUCACUUAGUUGCCUAGACUGGCCUUGAACUCUGUCAGCCAGGCUGGACUUGAACCUGCGAUUUUCCUACCUCAACCUCCCAGGAAGCUAGAACUGCAGCCUUGGACCACCGGGUAGGGGCUUAAAUGAGCACCUGUGUCCCUUGCUACUCAGUGGCUCUUCUGCCAACACUUUCCUCAUUUCACAAGGCGGUGUGUGCCGAGUCGCAGGCUUGCCACACAAUGGGAAGUGUGCCCGCCACCUUGCAGGCGAGGUGAGGUAGCACCCUUGGAUUCUGUCAGUACCCCACAAAGCUCAGAGGCUAUGCAGAGCCUGGUAAAAUGGUUCUGGAUGAAAGCAAAGCCACACCGGAUUCCCACCUCUAUCAGGAGAGCAAGAGUCACUAUGUCCAUACCCUCCUUUUCUGGUUUCCUUGGAAAGCAUUUCUUUAGGAAAGCUCUACAAGGGGUGGGCUCCCUUUUGGGAGUCAAAGAAAGCACCUUGGCAGUGGGCUGUCUGCUUACAGAAACAGCCUACACAAGGCGUCCGUAGGUCCAGUGAAGAUGUUACAGCCGAUAUGUGCACUGUCAGCAUGCUGCUAAUGAUGAUCUCCUUGCUUCUAAAAUGGAACAGAAAUUCUAGGAAUUUGUUUCCUGUUGAGGAGAAAAUGAUCUACAAAGUACAACAGAGGAAAUGAUGUUGGAAUAAACUCAGCUGGGCACUGUGGAGCCCCGGCUGUUUGGGGCUUUGCUCAAGAAAAGGCCUGCAGAGGGAGGGGCCUUCAGAAAGCUCUGUGCUGGAGUUCCGGGCUCACCCAAGCUGUCUGUUGGUUGAUGCCAUUGGCCCGGACUGCUACCUGUUGAAAAACCCUCUUCAGGGUCUACCCUCGGCUCUUUCCAUCUGUUCCCCACCCCUGCCCUGUCACUGCAGGCGGCUGGUGGUAAUCCAUGACUCGGUGCCUUGCCUCUAGCCCUGUGAACUCACAGACAUCCACCUUAGCUCAGAGCUGGUGACCAAAUAGGCCUGCUGGGCACUCAGACUGCAGAACUGCAGAGGGAAAAAGGAGAAUCCUCAGGGCCCAGAGGCUGCCAGCUCCUGUUGUGCUUUGCUCAGUGCUAUUAAUAUUUAUCUGUCUGUCCCCUCAGUCACUCAAAUGUGACGUCAGCCUUAACGGGUGCUACAGCCCUUGCCAUGUUUCCCCCAUCACCCUUCGUAAGCACUUUGUGACUCUUGUUCUCCAAAUCAGUUGCCAGCUGCUUCCUGCCUCUGUCCUUCUGAGGCUGUGUGUGUGUGUGUGUGUGUGUGUGUGUGUGUGUGUUUCAGUUUUAGAUACUGGGGGAUUGAACCUGGGCCUUUGUGCGUUCCAGACAGGUAUUCUAACAUUUAGCUAUUUUCCUUCCCCCUCCCCCCAUGUGUGUCUGAAACAGGGAUUCUCUGUGUGGCCUUGGCUGUCCUGGAUCCACUUUGUAGACCAGGCCUUGAACUCACAGCGAGCGGCCUGCCUCUGGGAUUACAGGUGUGCACCACCACACCAGGCCCCAGCCAGCUUUCUAAAGCAUUUCAGUUUGUUCUGUCUCUCUCUCUUUUGAAAAAAAUAAAGAUUAUUAUGUAUUGGAAGCUCAGAGCACAAAGGAAA